Molecule: messenger RNA, 1355 nt
Organism: Scomber scombrus (Atlantic mackerel)
Lineage: Eukaryota; Metazoa; Chordata; Actinopteri; Scombriformes; Scombridae
Gene: tmem86a
Product: transmembrane protein 86A
Exons: 3
Coding region: 62-775 (237 amino acids)
Cellular component (GO): membrane
Source: RefSeq, a predicted model, not a curated record
CCCUAAACCACAUUUAGAUAGAAUAUAUUUAUUCAGGGACACCGACACCACCGAGGGAGAGAUGGUUUCUCCGGUUACCGUGGUCAAGAGCGAAGGCCCCAAGCUGGUGCCAUUCUUCAAGGCGACCUGUGUGUACUUUGUCCUGUGGCUGCCCACUUCGAGCCCAUCCUGGUUUAGUGCACUCAUCAAAUGUCUGCCCAUCUUCUGCCUCUGGAUGUUCUUACUGGCCCACGGCUUCAGCUUCCUGGGUGCUCACUCCAGCGCGCGCAAAAUCUUGGCCGGCCUUAUCUUCUCUGCUCUGGGCGAUGCCUUUCUUAUCUGGCAGGAACAGGGCUACUUCGUCCACGGCCUUCUGAUGUUUGCCAUCACCCACAUCCUCUACUCGUCUGCCUUUGGGAUGAAGCCCAUUAACAUGCGUGCCGGCCUGGUGAUCACUGCUGUGUCUAGUCUGAGCUACAUGCUGCUGUACCCCUACCUGUCCGGCCCCUUCACCUACUUGGUGGCUGUCUACAUCGCUCUGAUCGGCUUCAUGGGCUGGAGGGCCAUCGCGGGCCUGCAGCUGACCAACGACUUGUGGACCUGGACCAAGCUGUCAGCCUGUUUGGGCGCCGUGCUCUUCAUGGUCUCCGACCUCACCAUCGCUGUCAACAAGUUCUGCUUCCCUGUGCCCCAUUCACGCGCCAUCAUCAUGGCCACCUACUACGCUGCACAGAUGCUGAUAGCACUUUCGGCCGUUGAGUGCCAGGAUGUGGAGGUGGCCAGGAAGAGAACAUGAGGAACCGCUGUCUCCAAAGCAACCUGCCAUGAGUCUGGGAAGGUGGCAGCCGCUCCCCCUUCGGCCCUGAGUGAUUAUGGACAUAUCUCACUGCCAGAUCCCCAACCCUCAGCCCUCAUCUCAGUGUGGCACCCCCACACCGUUGUUACCAUGGUGACUGCUCCACCACAGCCUUCCAAUGGUUGUCAUCCUACUACCCCAAUAGUAUGGUAGUCUAAGACCUGUCUUCUUACCAUGAAGACAUGAUAGUAUUCUUCAGCCUCUUCCGACAACGGUCCUACCUGCCUCUUCUAAUCCUAGAACGGCUGUCUCUUAACCUAGUUACCAUGGAGACAAGUGUUGUAAUAUUAACCUGCUAUCUAGAGUAUUACUUUACUUUUAACUGUUAUGAUUUAACUUAAGGGGAGCAUGUCACUGAGGACCUUCGAAGAGUGUGUGGAAGAGUGAUUGUGUGCGCAUUGUGUGUUUGAUUAACACCCUUACCUCUCUUUCCACACAGUCCCAUCACACACAUGUCGACUUCACGUGGUCCAAUAAUGCAAUUUAACAUUUGUGAGCUUUCACAACUGUCACUGUCAUU